This is a messenger RNA of Colletotrichum scovillei, 1196 nucleotides long. RefSeq lists its product as uncharacterized. NCBI's taxonomy places the organism in Eukaryota, Fungi, Ascomycota, Sordariomycetes, Glomerellales, Glomerellaceae. Bases 174 to 1052 code for a protein of 292 amino acids. The transcript has 2 exons. The record is from RefSeq and is a predicted model, not a curated record. Gene Ontology annotation, biological process: vacuolar proton-transporting V-type ATPase complex assembly. Gene Ontology annotation, cellular component: endomembrane system.
CGUUGUCGUUGCAUCGAGUGUGGCAGGCACAACCCGACGCCCGAAUUAUUACCCCGAUUUCACCGUGUCUGACCAAAUUGUUUGUUGGCACUGCAUGACUUGAAGUAUCACCAAGUUACGAGCACAUCGCUUCGAGAUGACCUCGUAGAGGACACACGAUCACAUCAGCAGCCAUGGUACGAUUGACGAUAACACCCGCUGUAGCCCAAGGUCAACAGAAGCUGGCUGAGGUCAGAUUCGGACGGCGAAUCGCGGCGACACCAGAGGACACAGAGCAGGAAACCAGAGCAGGUAGUGUCAGCAAGACCGCAGCAACAGUCAAAGCCGAGGAGCCGACUCUUGGCGACUAUGUGAUCGGAGACCCCAUUACGCACAGCCAGAUAUUAGAUUUGUGGAAAAGUCUGAAGACGGAAGGCAUCGAGAGAUUCAGUUUGGAGGAAUUGUUGCGAGGCGCCAGGGUUUACAUACCCCCGCCACCUCCAAAGCCUGAACCAUCCGCCGAGUACAAAGCCCUGAUGGCCCGUCUGCGACGCGAGGAAGAAGAACGAACAUACCAGCGAAUGAUGAAGCAACCGUCCCGGAUGGAGGCCUUUUCCCAGCAGUUUCCCAGCGCCGUUGCCCGAGCACACGCCUUUGCCGAAGUAAACCGCCCUAUGAACGAAGCAGACAAUGGCGAUGACGAAGUGACGCUCGGGGACGUGCAGAAGCAGAUGAUGGUCAUUCUCAACUUUCUCAUAAGCAUCAUUGGUGUCGCGGCCACCAUCUGGAUAGCGGCUCGGUGGUGGAAUGUCACUGCUCGAAUAUUCUUGACACUUGGAGGCGCCAUUCUGGUCUUGAUAGCAGAGGUCGCCGUGUACUCGGGCUAUGUUUGGAGGAUAGGGGAGGCCAAGUCCAAGACGAAAGAACCGGAAGAAAUCAGAGAGGUGAUGCAGUCGUGGGUGCUGGGUAAGGAGAGCAAGGGAGAGCCAGCCGAUGAAGCGACUACCCUUCUUGAUACGAAAUCACAAGAUACAGACGAAGGCAUACGGCGAAGACUAAAGGGGCUUUCAUAAGGAGUAGAAUCAAGGAAAUACGAAGGUUCUGGGCAGCAUCACUUGCGACGUUCAGACGUGCCGGCAAAUCGUUGUGGUGCGUCUUAUUGCGACAGCCCCAUGUAAGGCCAGAGAAUGCCCCAUAAAUGCUUUUCUAGGUUAUUA